UCUCUCAUAGAUCAUAGCAUUCAUUUUGUUGUUUCUAUUUUUAGUGAAAGAGUAGUUGAUGGCACAUAACACAGUGUUCGAAGAUGGUAAUAAUGCUGGAGAAGGAAACAAGAGCUCACAUACCGGAACAACAAACUCCACUCCUCCUUUUACCAGGGCCAUAAGGGAUGUCGUGUCUCUCUGCAAACUCCGGCGGAUUCUACUGGCUUUGUUUCCUAAUUUUCCGGUGGUGGCUGAGUUUGACUUUGACUUGGAACUUAUUUUUACUGCUCGGAACAGGAAUUCCCAGAAGAAAAUCCAUCCUUCUGAACGAAAAUGUUUACUUUUAAAUUUCUCACACAAGAUAGCCCCAGUGGUAUUUACUGGAGAGUGUAUCUUUCCCCAAGGAACCAAGUUGGAAUUGGUUGAUGCUGUUACAGGACAACAAGUGAGACAUGGACCUCUUGCCUCUACACAAGUUGAAAUAUUUCUACUUAAUGGUGACGAAAAUCGGACAAUUCAGGAACUAAACAGUUAUAUUAUGAUGCAAAAAAGAGGUGGAAAAUCAGGGCGCCGCAAAAAUUCAUAUCUGAGGUUGCAAGGAGGCGUUGUUUCUGUUGGUGAAGUUAGAUUCAAACACACUCCAAAGCAUAUGAAGAAGUUGAAGGUGGUAAGGCUAGGAGCAAGGGUUGUCGAACAACCUGAAGAAAUUAAAGUGAUAGAGGCCGGGACAGGAACCUUCACUGUCAAGGAUAAACGUUUAAGAAGCAAGAAGCGGUACCCACCAUCACCAACUGAUGAUGUAUGGAGACUAGAGCAGAUUUCCAGAGAUGGUGCUUUCCAUAGCCGGUUGACUGAAAAUGGUAUCAAAACUGUGAAGGAUUUCCUAAUUGAACUCCUUAACAAUCCUGAGAGGCUACGCCAUAUCCUUGGCAAAAGCAUGUCCCGUGAUUCAUGGAAUACCGCUACAAGGCAUGCGAUGACGUGCAAUCUUGAUGGAAGAACAUACUUGUAUUAUCAUAUGGUGACAGAACAAAAAGCUGUAGUGGUGUUUAAUGUUGUGGGCCAGGUGAUAUGGUUGGACUCAGGAUGCGGUUUACAUCAUUUCAACACACUUUCUGAAUCUCAGAAGGCGCAUGCACGCGAGUUAGUGGAAACUGCAUUUGCAAACUGGGAAAAUGUCCUAAAAUUUGAUAGCGAGAUUUCUAUCAUGGAUCACUUAUCAUCGUCCAAACUUUCCCCAUCAUCCUAUCCCGCGGUUGAUGAUUUCCAGCAUACUGAACUUCAACUUACUUCGAAGUCACAUUUGAUUCAGCAAACUGCUGAAAGUAACCAGUGGGUAGUCAAAGCUGAAUGUUCUACUUCUAAUGCAAUUGCUGACCUACAAUCAGAGUCAGAUGAGAUGUCUCUUGCUAUCACUUCUCCUGGCCAUUCAGGUUUAAGUACCUGGGGUUAUCUGGGAUCCCCCAACGAUAUCACAUCUGUGAUUUCAGAUUCAGGAGAUUUGGAGAAAAUUAUGCAAUUUCUUAGUUCUGAUGCAAUUAGACUUGAGGAUUCCCCAAAUGGAGAGCUUGGCCAGGCCUACUACUCUGCUUACGAAACAAGUUCCACGCAGUUUAAUGGAUUGCAACAUGAUGAGAGUAUGGAUCUUUCCCAAAACCAAUUCACCCACUUGAUGAUUUCUGAAGAUAUGCAUACUGUCAUCCAUGAAGAUGGCACAAAUGCUAAUCAAUGGCGCGGAAUGAAUGAUGUCUCGAUGGUUCCAGUGGCCUCUAUGUGCAAAGGCAAGUCCAAGAAGAGCUGGACCAAGAUAUCUAGCAUACUGAAAUGGUUCUUAUUGAAGAAGUCAGUUAAAUUGAAAAACAUCUGUAUUACCAGGAAGCAGAAAUUUUCAAGAUAAGCCACAGGGAAAGCAAGAACCACUGGCUCUGUCCCAUUUAGCUCCGGUGGAGAUCGAUCAGCAGUCCUUAAAGUUUUAUACCGUGUGAUGCUUUUAGUUCAUUGUUGCAAUUAGUGUGAGUGUGAUUUUUAUGAAUAAUAACAAGUAUGAACUCUUUGACGAGUUUGAAUUGUUGGAACUUAUGAAAAAUGUAAUGAUUAUUAUUAUUAUUAUUAUUAUUAUG
Messenger RNA from Lycium ferocissimum, 2102 nucleotides. RefSeq names its product calmodulin-binding protein 60 A-like. Lineage: Eukaryota; Viridiplantae; Streptophyta; Magnoliopsida; Solanales; Solanaceae. The record is from RefSeq and is a predicted model, not a curated record. Bases 59 to 1879 code for a protein of 606 amino acids. The transcript has 8 exons. Gene Ontology annotation, molecular function: sequence-specific DNA binding; DNA-binding transcription factor activity; calmodulin binding. Gene Ontology annotation, cellular component: nucleus. Gene Ontology annotation, biological process: regulation of salicylic acid biosynthetic process.